Corythoichthys intestinalis (scribbled pipefish) is the source of this 1121-nucleotide messenger RNA. It is a transcript of the gene gh1, whose product is annotated as growth hormone 1. The record is from RefSeq and is a predicted model, not a curated record. NCBI's taxonomy places the organism in Eukaryota, Metazoa, Chordata, Actinopteri, Syngnathiformes, Syngnathidae. Gene Ontology annotation, biological process: positive regulation of receptor signaling pathway via JAK-STAT; animal organ development; positive regulation of growth. Gene Ontology annotation, molecular function: growth hormone activity; growth hormone receptor binding. The transcript is spliced from 5 exons. Bases 411 to 1103 code for a protein of 230 amino acids. Gene Ontology annotation, cellular component: extracellular region.
UAAACGAUCAUAUGAAUUUGAAUCGGGACGGCGUAAAGGUGGCGUCGCAACAUCCGCUCGGUGUUUCUAGCUCAUACAUGUAAACACCAUUUUGCCACUAUAAAGAGGACGGACGUGCAUGGUGAAAAGUCAACGGAGGAGCAGCCAUGGAUAAAGGUAGGUUUUCUCCUGUUCCAAGAAUUCCAACUUUAGGCGCCAUUCCAUACGUAAGUUGCUUUUUCUGCUGUGGCUUAUGCCAAAAGUCAAAAUGCCAUUCAUUCGAAUUUCUUUCGAAAGAAAUGAGCCAUACGCGACAGACAAGAAAGCGGACCAAAUGAUGCCCAUUUGUAUCAAUUCAGUCAACUCCCAAAAAAUGCACUAGCUCGAAAUUAUAGCCUAGCCUAACCUCAUCCAGGUACUGCGAUCUCGCUAUGAAAGGUGGCGAGCGUUUGAGUACGCCGCUCACGCAAAUGUCAACGGCGCCACACCAAAAGAAGCGUUUGUCUCUCGCAGUUGUUCUUUUCCUGUCGCUGGCGGCGACGCUGUCCGCCGUGCGUUCUCAGCCCGUCCCGGACAGCCAGCGAGUGUUCGCCAUCGCCGUGAGUCGAGUGCAGCACCUCCACCUGCUGGCCCAGAGACUCUUUUCGGAUUUUGAGGCUUCUCUGCAGAUGGAGGAUCAGCGUCAGCUCAACAAAAUCUUCCUUCAAGAUUUCUGCAAUUCCGAUUACAUCGUCAGUCCCCUGGACAAGCACGAAACGCAACGGAGCUCGGUUGUAAAGCUGUUGUCGAUUUCGUACCGGUUGGUGGAAUCCUGGGAAUUCCCCAGCCGUUCUCUCUCUGGGAGCGGAGCCCCUCGAAAUCAGGUUUCCUCCAAACUGGCCGAACUCAAGAUGGGAAUUCUACUGCUGAUCAGGGCCAAUCAGGACGAAGCAGAUAUGUCGAUCGAUAGCUCUGCCCUCCAACUGGCGCCGUACGGGAACUACUAUCAAAGCGCCACGGACGAAGAGUCCUUGAGACGAAUGUACGAACUGCUGGCGUGCUUCAAGAAGGACAUGCACAAGGUGGAGACUUACUUGACGGUCGCCAAGUGUCGGCUAUCGCCCGAGGCCAACUGCACCCUGUAGAGCGGCGGCGGGUGGGCC